ACGUUGGCAGGAGGUUUACACAGCUAGGGGCAACUCUGCUUAACCGGGGAUCUGGAACAGUAUUUUGUCUACGCGCCGGAACAGAUCUUGAGAGCUUUUCGGACAUCUAUUGAUCUUCCGAGCAUCGACUGAAGGAGUUGCAGCCGUCGACGUGCCAUCAUCGUGGACGUCACGUGCGUUGGAGAUGGCGCUUCACUCAUCACCUGGUCAAGCAAGAAACAGCCCACGAAGCAGGAGGAAUGAGGAUAGCCCAUCAAGACAACUACAAUUUGAACUCGAGCGCGCCUUCAGCCAAAUUCAUUUGCAGGAAGUCGAGCGCCAAAAGCUGCAUGCCUAUCAACGGAGACAGCAAUGUGAAGAAUUAGAUGCGAAAGAGCAUGCUAAAGCUGAAGCCCAUCGUGCGGAACUCAAUGUCGCAACAGCUCAACAUGAAAUUGUACGCCAGCAAGCCGAGGCUGUUCUUCAGGCGUACCUGAAGCAGGAGGAAGAAGAGCGACGCCGACGUGAAGAGGAACGAAGGCGGCAGGAAGAAGAAGCCAGACGAAGGCACGAAGAAGAGCAGGCUCGCAAAAGAGCGGAGCAAGAGCGAAAGGAACGGGAGGAAAGAGAGCGAAGGGAAAGGGAACAACGGGCUAAGGAUGAAGCUGAACGACGCGCCAUAGGUGUAAAGCAGAAGGCUGAAGCACAAAAGGUGGAAUUGGAAGCCGCCCGCCGCAAAGAAGAGGAAACAGCUCAACGGAGGAGGCAAGAGAAACAGGCCAAGGCGGAGGAAGAAGCUCGCGAGAAGAAAGUCAAGGCGGCAGCCGCAGCAAGUGCCCCGACGCCAGCCAAAUCUGUUGCUCAAACACCAGCAAGUGGUAAAUCAUCGACGACCGAAGCUGAACACCAAAACUAUCUAGCAAUCCACAAGAAGCUCAAGACUUUUCGCACUGGAUUCUGGGAGAAAGUCAAGAAAGACCCGACUCUUAAACCUCAUGUAGGAGACAUGAGGCGGGCAAUGAAAACCAGCGUCGGACAACUCACGGACGAUAAGGUGGGCAACAAGAAAGCUCAUGACCGUGUCAGGUCGACUCUACACAAAGCACUAAACGAGGUUCCUUCCCCGCCUGUGUCGGUGAGCGACUACCUGCCCGCUCAUCUCUCGCUUCAAGACGGUGGUGAGACAACGAUUCCCUCGCUGGUGCUGUACCUAUUGUCAAUGUUCAGCAAGGCCAUCAUCAAUGCCUUCGUCGGCGAGUGCGCCGUUAACAGUAAAGCUGGUGAACCCAUUGGCACACUUGUGGCUCAAAUCUUCUCGAUGCCAGAACUACAAUUUUCCCGAAGGGUGCCGGCUGGAAACACACAAACGAGCGAAUCUCUUAUCUCCAUACUCAUGUGCAAAUUUCACGCUUCGGCACCAGCACUUUUCGGUGUAUACGGACCUGAAACCACAUCGGCUGGAAGGAGGCGUAUCGGCUGGCGACUGGACGAGAUCUCGGAUGGAAAAAAGGGGUUUGUCACCGAGAACAAGCAUUACGACCGUCAAACAGGUCUGGGAAUAGGAUAUGCUUCGAUAGCACUACGAAAUUUCUCCAGGACGAGAUUCAACAACCCUUGGCCGCCGGUGCAUUUCUGGGCCAGUCUUGCCCACAUCGUCAACACGCCUCCGUCAGAAGUGCAGACAACUCAUCUGAUCCUGUUGAAAUCGAUGCUAGAGAACAAUGCAGUCGAUCGAUUUGUUCUGUUCUUUGGCGCCGCAGCAAUAGCGGCCUUACGGCAAGCACUUGUCGAGUUCCCAAGAAUCCUGCCGAGAGAAAUGCAGGAGAAACCAAUAUCCAAAGCACUCGCCCUGAUGAUCGAUGCAUGGAAGACGGAAAAGCAUUUCCAUAUUGAUUAAACGGAGAGUUUGACAAUCAAUCGGGCGAAAGUAUCAGAAGGAUUUCACAGCCACGACUUGGGCUGGGAGACCGUGGCUCCUAUAUGACUAACGAUGGGGUUAUAUAUCAGCCGUGAGCGCU
Molecule: messenger RNA, 1997 nt
Organism: Exophiala viscosa
Lineage: Eukaryota; Fungi; Ascomycota; Eurotiomycetes; Chaetothyriales; Herpotrichiellaceae
Exons: 2
Coding region: 185-1876 (563 amino acids)
Biological process (GO): poly(A)+ mRNA export from nucleus
Cellular component (GO): cytoplasm; nuclear pore cytoplasmic filaments; nuclear pore
Molecular function (GO): inositol hexakisphosphate binding; translation initiation factor binding; phospholipid binding
Source: RefSeq, a predicted model, not a curated record